CUUCGAAACAUCUUGUCGCGAUACUUGUGCUUUGAAAGCUCGAGACUGUGCCGAGCUGAACAUCUCUAGGGAGGCCUCCCUCCGUCUAGCUGCAUCAAAAAACUUGAGCACUGUGCAUAUACGUUGUGAUGGAGCCCUCAGGAAGCAACAUAUCUUCGUCCAGCAACCACACCCUGAAUUCAACAGGUGGCAGUGGUCCGUGGGAAAUCACUGACAAGGCCAGACUGUGUCGCUUCCUCUGCUACGGCUCAGAGGGAGACGUAUACACUGCCAGAGACGAGGGUCGUGUCAGCAUGGACAACGCCGAAGCCCUGCGAUCCAUGCUCCAGGAGGGCCGAGGGGCAGAAGUGGUGGAGGAGAUAAAAAGGUUCCUUCAGGAUGGGCGAGCCGUCAGACCGGGCCCCUCCUUUUUUGCCCUGGCGGUGUGCUCGCAGCACACCGACACGAACACCAGACAGGCUGCGUUCAAAGCUCUGAAGGAAGUUUGUCGGGACCCUGCCCAUCUGUUUUCUUUCAUCCAGUACAAGAAGGAACUGAAAGAGGGAAUGAAAUGUGGGAUAUGGGGACGCGGCCUGAGGAGAGCAGUGUCUGACUGGUACAAUGAGCAGGACCCCAUGAGUCUAGCUGCAGCUGUGACCAAGUGUAAACGGAGAGAGGGCUGGUCACACCAAGAUCUGCUCAGACUCGCACACACUAAACCAGCGAAAGAUGCAAUUGCCUUGAUCAGCAAAUAUGUAAAAAAAGGAUGGAAAGAGGUCCAGGCUGCUUAUGCAGAGAAAGAGAACCCCGAAGAGGUUGUCAAAGUGCUUUCAUAUCUUGAAGUGGUGGAGAAGGUCAAGCACAGCUGUGACGAAACAGAGGUCGUCAAUUUAAUAGAGGAACACAAGCUGGAGAGGGAACAGCUGCGGACAGACUACCUCAAAUCCAAACAGGUAUGGAGAGCUUUGUUGAAGGAAAUGCCCCUCCCGUCAGUGCUAAGGAUCUUGGGAAAGAUGACUUCAAAUAAAAUUCUUGAACCAGGAAGCUCAGAAACACAAACUAUAUGUGACAGAAUCCAGAGCGAGGCCGCAUUAAAGAAGGCAAAGAUCCAUCCUUUCAGUAUACUGUUGGCUUCAGAAAACUACAAAAGAGGCCAAGGCUUUCAGGGUAAAACAAAAUGGGAUCCAGACAGCAGCAUCCUAAAAGCUCUGGACGUUGCCUUUUACAAGAGUUUCAUGAACGUAGAGCCUGUGGGAAAACGCUUUGUCGUGGCGGUAGAUGUGAGCACGUCGCUGAGCAGUGUUGUCCCAGGAAUGUCCAUCAGCACUGCUGUUGCUGCUGCAGCCAUUACAAUGAUUUUUGCGAGGACAGAGGCAGACACACAGGUGCUGGUCUACUCUGAAGGAGCUGUGGUCCCGUGCUCCAUUUCUGCCGACAUGACUCUCGCAGACACUACAGUUGAGCUGGUUAAGAUCCCGAGUGGGAGCACAGACUGCACGCUUCCCAUCACAUGGGCCACAGAGAAUGGAAAGUCUGUAGACAUGUUCAUCAUUCUGACUAACAACCCGCUGUGGAUGUUUGCUGUCAGCCCAGUAGAGUCUCUGAAGAAGCACAGACAAGCAUCAGGAGCAAAUUCCAAGUUAAUGAUGUGCGGGUUGACGUCCAUCGGACACGCCAUCGCGGAGACGGACGACAGGGGUUUACUGAGCAUCUGUGGCUUUGACCUCGGAGCUUUGACCGUCAUUCGUAACGUGGCCCAGGACCUGAUCUGAUCAAGAAGUGGGACUGUCACUGAAUCCUGUUGCAAGAACAGGAAAAGGCAGCACAAAGUGGACCACCGUGGCUCACUUCGCAUGUGGAGUGCCAUUAAAACAGCACUAAUCCAAAAAAAAAAAAAAAAAAAAAAAUGCUGACAUUUACAAAUCCAAGUUCUCCUUUAAGAAUAGGAGCAUAAUGACGCUUACACGUCAAUAGACAAAGUGUCCAGCGGGCUGGACUGUGCUUGGGAAAUGUUAUGUGCAUUUUUUACAUUUGUUUUGUGAAAUUAGAAGGGUGAUGAGAGGUGGUGUGUCGAGGUGUCUCUGACCGGACGCUUAGUGCUUUGAUGGAUCUUGGAAAGACACUAACCCAUUCAAGAAUUUCCUUAUGUAAAAACAAGUGGAACUAUGUAGGAGUCAAAAUGGUAGCGGCUUAGUACAACUGUAGGUUUGUUUCAAGCAGAUACCUUGUGGUUUCCAAUAUAUAUCUGUGGAAAGACUUAGCAGAUUUCAUGUAACGUGUAGAGGGAUUUUAAACCUUAGAGCGUGACCUUAUUGUAUGUAGCAUUAUUAUACAUUAUUAACAUGUAUAACAGGGAGGAUUGAAACCAAAUGUCAACAGAAUACCUUGAUUUUUUUCUGUGAAAUUUGGUCAGAAAUUAUUUUAUUUAAUAGCUGCAUCUAGGAUUCGUUUUAACCCUUGCCUUUAAUGUAGCGCUACACUUCAGUUGUGUUAACAUUUGUUUCUCCCGUAAGCCAAUAUUAUUAACCAUGUUGACUAUUCUGCCCUCUUAAAUGUGACAUUGCACUUUUGAGGGCGGUUCUUUGGAUUACAUGUUGUUUUGGAUUGUCCUUUUCAAAGAGCUGAUCUUGACUUUAAGUCGGUUUACUGUAAGUUGGAGGAAAGGACUUUUUCCUCAUAUUUUACUUUGAAUUCUAUGCAUCGUAAUUGGGAUUUUACUGUAUUUUCUCAACAAAGGACACCUGAGCACUAAGACUAAAUCUGCUACAAUUAUGUUUCUAUAUGUUUGUUAUAAAUAUUGCCAUCCCAGAGUAAGAUUAAGUGAAUGUACUUUUGUGAGGCAAUGUAACGGUAGACACUUAAAGCACAGUGCUUUAUAUUUCUCCAAGCACAGAACGAACAAACACAUACGAUGUUUCAGCAUUGGGGGGGCCAAUUCUGUUUGGAGAAAUGAUAACGAUCUACUGUGGUGCUUCUUGUUGUAGUCAACAGUAAUUGUUGCAUUUACUGACAGCAUUCACUUAACAUGUUGUUUGUCAUUCCUUCUGAUGUAAUUAAGAAAUUCAGAAACAGCUCUUGCCAUGUAACUGAAGAAUGUUUUGUCCACGCAUGCUCAUACUUUAUAUUUUUCAGUAUUGAAAUGAUAAACUGACCGUUGUUACAACGUUUGUAGUCUGACAGAAGAGUUUGUUAUGUUUUUUUUUUCGUACAUUUUUCACCCUCAUGGUUAACUUUUUUUCAUCACACUGUCUGUUGUAUCCAUUUUGCUUAACAUGUAAGUACUGGACAUUGGUGGCAAUGUAAACUCCUCCCUAAUAAACAUGCUGCUAUAAACCUC
Messenger RNA from Mugil cephalus (flathead mullet), 3316 nucleotides. It is a transcript of the gene ro60, whose product is annotated as Ro60, Y RNA binding protein. Gene Ontology annotation, cellular component: ribonucleoprotein complex. The record is from RefSeq and is a predicted model, not a curated record. The transcript is spliced from 9 exons. NCBI's taxonomy places the organism in Eukaryota, Metazoa, Chordata, Actinopteri, Mugiliformes, Mugilidae. Bases 129 to 1751 code for a protein of 540 amino acids. Gene Ontology annotation, molecular function: RNA binding.